Messenger RNA from Naumovozyma castellii, 1974 nucleotides. RefSeq names its product Sfl1p (gene SFL1). NCBI's taxonomy places the organism in Eukaryota, Fungi, Ascomycota, Saccharomycetes, Saccharomycetales, Saccharomycetaceae. The transcript has a single exon. Bases 1 to 1974 code for a protein of 657 amino acids. The record is from RefSeq and is a predicted model, not a curated record.
AUGGAUAAUAAGGAAAAGAUUGAAAUUACGAGGGACCCCGAUAAACCUUCGGAAUGGAACUCCAGUUCUGCUACUAGUACCAGUGGCACUGGGGCGAAUCACGCCUUGCCGGCGAGCACACCGGGUGCUAAGACGACAAAUACGAUAUUCAUUCAUAAAUUAUACAACAUUCUCGAAGAUAAAGAUUUGGAGGAUCUGAUCUGGUGGUCAUCGAGUGGACAAUCAUUCUUUAUCAAACCAACUGAAAAGUUUAGUAAAGCUUUAGCGACCUAUUUUAAGCAUACCAAUAUUACGAGCUUUGUCAGACAAUUGAAUAUCUACGGAUUCCAUAAAGUUUCAAAUGAUCAUCAAUAUAUAAACUAUCCCAACAAUAAUAAUAGUAAUGAUAACGAUAGCAAGGGUAAAGAAAGGGAAGAUUUGACUAAUGAGACUAUCAAGAUUUGGGAAUUCAAGCAUAGUGCCGGUAUCUUCAAAAAGGGUGAUGUAGAAGGUUUAAAAUUAAUUAAAAGAAGAUCCUCCUCUCGUAAUAUAUCAGCGAUGAAUCAGAAAAAGAAUUUAGUUUCUAUGCAAUUAAAUUCUUCAAUAAAUAACAAUGUUAUGCCAGCUAAUACUUUUAUGGAAGCCAAUAACGAUAAAAAGAACAGAGCUCCAUUUGGUCGACCUAACAAUGGUAAUGAACCUAUGAUCCAGGGAGAUCUUGGCAUAAAUGCUGGUCAUUUUCCAUAUUCACAAAGAGUACAACAACCUCAAGCACAACCACAGAAACAUAUACAAUAUCAACGAUACCCUUAUACGCCGUAUUCAUCAGUUGAUUCAAACACAUACCAAAAUAACAGACGAAAACAAUUAAAUAUGAGCCCCAACCAAUAUAAUGAAGAAGACGAAUCAAGUACCCAUGGAAAAUUCAGUGUUUCAGAAAUUGAUGAUUUACGAUCUAUAAAUCAGGACAUGGCUAAAUUAAUUGGGUUUAUGGAAUAUUUCGUUACAUUACAUUUAGAUUCUGGGAAGUACAAGAUUGAUGAUGACCCUCAGAAGCAGAAUUGGGAAAACUUCCAAAAUGAGCUCGCUAAUUUCAAAAAUAAUGUAAUUAAAAGAUUGCACACUAAAUUGGGUGCUAGUCAUUUGCUUCAGGAACAGUAUCAGCGUCAAGUGCAACAGCAACAGUUUCUUAAGGACAAAAUUUACCCUAGACAACCUGAGCCGCUUUUACCUCAUCAUCACCAUUCACAUCCCAUUCUUGUUACACAUCCGAUUGGUUCCAGCAUGUCCGCCUCUCAAAUGGUUCCUAUAAGACCUCAUACAGCACCAGUUGCUGCAAUUCCAUCAUUACUAUCAUCGGGUCAGAGCUAUUAUGGUUCAACUAAUAACCUCAAAAGCGUUUCGAACCCGAAUAACCCACAGAUGUCCAUGAGCCGUGGGGUUCCCCCAAAUCAAAUAAUGCAAAAUCCUUUUGAAAGAACGAAUAACUCCAUCUCGACAAAAAGAAAUCAGAGUGUGCUCUUGGAUCCCUUGACACCUGUAGUUAGUGUAAGUUCAAAUAAUCCCAUGAGGAAUAGAGUUUCCUCUCUGAUAAAUACUAAAACCCAACCUUGUCCUAUUGAAAGUGCUAGUAACACACCAAUGCAUGUUAGCAACCACGAUUUGAUGAAAACCAGAAGCCAGUCUUCUUUAUAUCCAAAUUUACCUCUAAAUAAAUUAGAAGACCUUCCCUCAAACCUAGCACCAAUCACUUCCACUGCCAAGGAUAGCAUAUGUUAUUCAAAAUCGACAAGCAAUUUGCCAAAUGCAGGAACUGUACCUUCUAUGACAGGAUCUGCUGGAAGUCCUCUUUCAUCGUUAUUAAAUGAAGCCGCUCCUCAAUCAGUUAAUAGUAUGAGUACAGACCCUAACUCCAAUAGCACAUCCAUUAAUAUUAAUGACGAAACAAGCACCACAGAAGAGAAACAUGAUGUGAAGAGGAGUAGAUUCGAUUAA